Molecule: messenger RNA, 1641 nt
Organism: Tachyglossus aculeatus (Australian echidna)
Lineage: Eukaryota; Metazoa; Chordata; Mammalia; Monotremata; Tachyglossidae
Gene: GYG2
Product: glycogenin 2
Exons: 10
Coding region: 129-1493 (454 amino acids)
Cellular component (GO): cytoplasm
Molecular function (GO): glycosyltransferase activity
Source: RefSeq, a predicted model, not a curated record
GCCUGUGGGCAGGGACAGGGUCAACCAACCCGGUUGGAAUGGCCUCUCCCCAGCGCUUAGUACAGUGCCCUGCAACCAGAUAGACGGAGAUCUGCACCCGGGAAGUGCUGGAGGAAUAGCAGGGGUUGAUGGAGGAGGUGUUGGCGACAGACCAGGCGUUUGUGACCCUUAGUACCAGCGAUGUUUACUGCCACGGGGCCCUGGUGCUUGGACAAUCUUUGAGAAAUCACAGGACAACGAGAAAACUGGUGAUCCUAAUUACCCCUCAAGUCUCCGGCCUACUGAGGAAGGCCCUCUCUCGAGUGUUCGAUGAAGUCACUGAAGUGAAUCUGAUGGACAGUGCCGACCCUGUAUCCCUGGCUCUGCUGAGGAGGCCGGAGCUUGGCGUUGCUCUGACCAAACUCCACUGCUGGACUCUCACUCAGUAUAGCAAAUGCGUGUUCAUGGAUGCGGACACAUUGGCGCUCUGUAAUAUCGACGAAUUAUUCGACCGGGAGGAAUUGUCAGCAGCCCCGGAUUCUGGAUGGCCAGACUGUUUCAAUAGUGGAGUUUUCGUCUUCAGACCUUCUCUGAAAACCUACAACCUCCUGCUACAGCAUGCUGCGGAACAUGGAAGUUUUGAUGGGGCUGACCAAGGUUUAUUGAAUAGUUUCUUCAGUAACUGGGCAACUGCAGACCUUCACAGACAUUUGCCGUUUAUUUAUAACUUGAGCAGCAGUGCAACCUACACAUACGUCCCUGCUUUCAAACAAUUUGGUUCUGAUGCCAGAGUCGUUCACUUUCUGGGGGCCUCCAAGCCGUGGCACUACAAGUACCACCCCCAGACUGGAUCGGUAUCCGAGGACAACCAGGCCGAGGAAGCGGAGCACUGGAACCCCUUCCUGCAGCUCUGGUGGAGAACCUACAAUCGCCACGUGCUGCCUUUCUUCGAGACCCUUCAGCCGGGAGAAGACGAACAAUCCCCAGGCCCGAAGCUUUGCUCCAGUGGGACUGAAAUGUUCCCGACACCGUCGAGCCCAGCGACUGGGCUGGCUGUGCCUGCGCUUCCUCAUCCAGAACCGACCCCGGCAGAAUGUCCUCCCGAACUCUCCUCGGAGGAGUUGGAAAAGCGAGAUAUGGUAGAGCCCUCUGGGACUGAAAGUUCUGAUCCUGUUUUCUGCGAACCUGGAAGACCAACUGCCUCAAGCCUUACGAACCUCACAGAGAUUCAAGUCACCCCGCCUCCAGUCCAUGAAGAGGAAUACAAUUCUGCGGACUGCGUCACAGAUCAAAACCUAGAAUCAUCACGGAUCCUGUUCUUCCCAGAGCCUAUUCUUCAGGAGCCACUGGUGGUUGACGUGGCCAUUUCUGUUCCAGAGCUGCCCAUUCCGCUCAAACCCACUGAACCCAGCCCAGAGGAAGAAAGGAGGAAGUGGGAAGAGGGACAGGUAGAUUACCUGGGAAAACACUCAUUCGAACGUAUUCAAAAGAAGCUCGAUCGAUUUUUACAGUAGAUCGCGCGGAGAGGCUGAUGGAUUAGUAGAAGCUGCCUUGGUAUCCCUCAGGUUUUGUGGAAGAGAAAUCCUCUCUCCAGACCUGGAGCGAAGUAGACUUUUCAACUGUGUGCCUCUAUUUCUGACACCUCAUUUCGUGCAGACCCAA